Myxocyprinus asiaticus (Chinese sucker) is the source of this 1804-nucleotide messenger RNA. RefSeq lists its product as uncharacterized. The transcript has 3 exons. Lineage: Eukaryota; Metazoa; Chordata; Actinopteri; Cypriniformes; Catostomidae. Bases 147 to 1034 code for a protein of 295 amino acids. The record is from RefSeq and is a predicted model, not a curated record.
CAAAUAAAACAAAAAUGGUGAAAGUCACCAGAGAGUGAUGAAACACAGCAUUUAAACAAAAAUCAAAGUAUAAAAGACAAGUCAGCAUCGAAUCACAGAAGAGCUUGCAGAGGGGAAAAAGAAGUGAAAGAGAGUCUUUCCCAGAAAUGGCUAUCUCAAAGACCCUGGACUUGUGCCUUUAUCUGCUCUGGUGCGACGGCAGCUUCUCUGAGGUGGAGUUGCCUUUCGAGACCAGGGACAAAGUUGACAAGAGCAUCACCGCAGCCAACAGCAUUACGUCAGCGAUCCUCUCCUGGAUGGAGUUCAAGGCUAGCCCAGAGAAGGGGGCCGAGAUGCUGGUGAUGCAGAUGGAGCCGGACACGGAGACGCAGAAGCAGCAGAUUGCCACUGUGCAGAAGUUGCCGAGCAAGAGAGUUGCCUUGCUGCUCAAGAGCAUCCGGUACAUGACCCCCUUCCUGUCAACGUUCAGUGCUUUGGGUUCCGUGGUGAGCUGUCUACUUGCCUUCAUCCCGCAGGAGGACCCAGUGAUGACACUAUUGAAGAAGGAGUUCGCUGAUGUCAACCGCAAGCUGGACGAAGUCUCACUGAAGGUCUCCUCACUGCAGCGGGACAUGCGCUGGAACAACUAUGCCAGCACCUAUGCCUGGGACGAGGUCGACAUCCAGAAUGGCUGGGAGAAGUUCAUGGAAUUCACGCAGAGCUCCCUGGUGGCCACCUCGCCUGAGGAGAAAAAGCAGCUGGUGCUGCGCUUCACCGAAUUUUACGAGAACACCAGGACGGAGGGUGCGGUGGCCAGCUUCUACCGCUACCUGACACAGCCGGCGGGCCCAACACUUCUGGAGAACCUGCUGGACCUGGUUGUGGAGAAGUUCGAGGGGGACCUGAGGAUGGUGACACAAUUCACCAGCUAUUUCACCAGCCUGAUGACGAAAGGCUUCCAGCUUGACGUACUAUUAUGCAAUGAAGGGCUACGACGAGGCACCCAAGGCCAAGGACAUCGAAGCCAAGUUCAGCAACCUGUUGGCAGCCAUUGAGUCAGCCAUGCACAAAUGCAUAGAGGGCUUCGAGAAGUGGGCCCUGCAUGAUGCCAAGAUCAUCGGUGCAAUGGAGUGGUCGAACACCGCACUGCUAGUGACAACAAUCAAGUGCAACUUUGAAGAGAAGUUCUACUGGUAUGAGUGGACGGUGAUUGCCCACAACAAGGAUGAUUUAAACCAGCAAGCAGCCGGCAACUACUUGACGGUCACCGCCGGAGGCAAAUACAGCGUUUACAUCUUCCACAGGGAGAAAGGGGCGGAGGUGGAUGAAAGUGUCAAAAAUCAAAUCGCCGACAUGGCAGACAGCCAUCAGAAUGAAGUCUGCAGACAUGCCUGGGAGAUCUACACAUACCUGACGUCCAGAAUGAAUAAUGCGAUAGUGCGUCACAUUACCGGUUUCUACUCCGUGCCAGAUCCGAAAGACUACUACCAAACUAAUGACCAGAAACUGGUAAAGAGGAUUUGCGGUGUCCAAAAUUGGAGUUUGGUCACUUACAUCUUUUUCCUGAAGAACAAAGAGGCCAUCCAGGAGAAACCUGCGACCAGUUGCGUUGCCAAAAUGGAGAGUGUCGUUUCAUUCCUGACACCAAGGAGGAGAACUGCAGUGGCCAACUGCCCCUUUCCAGCACCGUCACAUACAAAUGGGAGGCGAAAAUGGGCAUACCAGCAGAAUCUGUGAUGUCAACUAAGCUCAUUUACGAUGGAGGCGAUACUCCCGGCAAGGAAUUCUAUGUCUGUCAAGUGAGGGGGCCAGACAAUGCAUGGCA